GAUGUGAGCGGAGCGGCCGCUUCCUGUUUCCUUACAGCUCCGCUCGCCCGCCCCGCGUUUUGGGUGGUGGCCGUUGCCUCAGCGCCGCGGUAACCGUUUCCCAGGGACUGGUUUCUCCCCGCUCCAUUCCCUCAAAAGAAGAAGGGAAGCGGAGGCGGCUGGGACUUCCCCUCACUCUCUUUCGCCUCAGGCCACGAAGCCUCGCGGAUCCCUCGGCGCCCAGCCCGGAGAGCCACAGGAACCGGCGACGAAACAGCCGCCCCGAUGCAGGCCAUCAAGUGUGUGGUGGUGGGAGACGGUGCUGUGGGUAAAACAUGCCUACUCAUCAGUUAUACAACCAAUGCAUUUCCUGGAGAAUAUAUACCCACUGUCUUCGACAACUAUUCUGCCAAUGUGAUGGUUGAUGGGAAACCAGUCAAUCUGGGCUUGUGGGAUACAGCUGGACAAGAGGAUUAUGACAGACUACGCCCCUUAUCCUAUCCACAAACAGAUGUGUUCUUAAUUUGCUUUUCCCUUGUGAGUCCUGCAUCCUUUGAAAAUGUCCGUGCAAAGUGGUAUCCAGAGGUGCGACAUCAUUGCCCCAACACUCCCAUCAUACUAGUGGGAACCAAACUCGAUCUCAGAGACGACAAAGACACUAUUGAAAAGCUCAAGGAGAAGAAACUGACCCCUAUCACCUACCCACAAGGCCUUGCUAUGGCAAAAGAGAUUGGUGCAGUAAAAUACCUAGAAUGCUCCGCACUUACACAGCGAGGUCUCAAGACAGUCUUUGAUGAAGCUAUUCGAGCGGUUCUCUGCCCCCCUCCUGUAAAGAAGAGGAAGAGAAAAUGUCUGCUGCUGUAAUGUUGCCCCCCCCCCCCACCCCCCUUGGAACCUUCUGUGCUUUGCUUGGAACAAUGGAGCAUUCACACCAAUGCCAAGUUCUUCUGUUUAAAAAUUAGUUCUCUACCAUCAAUUUUUUGAACCAAUCAUCAAUUUCACGAUCCCCUUCGUUUAAAAGGUUAGAUUCUUUUUUUCUUCUACUAAGAGAUCCUAAAAAAAAAAAAAAAAAAAAGACAAACCUAUAUAAAAGCCUUAUUUUUUCCAAGUCCUUUUGCUCAGAUUAAUCAAGUGUUGCCAAAUUAUCUGCUCAUUACUAUGUUGCAUUGUUGUGCUUUGUUAUAUGGAGCACAAAACCUGUUUUUUUAAGUCAAACAGGUGUCUUUAAAGAUACUAAUGUUUAUUAGGAAUCGCAAAACUUUAUAGGGUUUUUUUUCUUCCAGAUAGUGUAUCAGUAGGAAAACGCUGCUGUUUAAUACAUUCAUCCAACUGAUGGCCAUAACAUUCUCUCAUACCUGAACAAAUGCAAUAAUUGACAACAUACAGAUUCUACCCUUUUUUUUUUUAAAAAAAAAAAUGCUUUCCUGCUUAUUAAGGACUGUGAUUAAACCAUUUUCCUUGAAAUGUAUAUUGUCUUCCUUGACAGCAGUAUAUUCUUUUGGUGAAAGGUAUCUGGGUUGCUCAAGGGAAACUGCCCGACAGUAUUUUGACACUAAAGAUCAAUUUACACUACAUUGUGAACCAACUAGUUAAACUAAAUGGAUUUUUCUUUUGUUUAAUAAAAACAAAACCGUAAAAUGAAACCCUCUGUUGCAACUAAACAGUAGCUGACGAGGAGGUUGGUGUUUUUAUAGAUUACUUGUUUGCAUUUUCCAGUAGGGCAUUCAUUUUACUACAAUUUUGAACUGGUCAUUCCCUCACAUGUUCUUGCUAGAUGCUUUUCUUGUAGAAUCUCUUCCGCCUGAGCAAUAUAACCUGUAUUUUAAAAAAAUCUUUCUGAUUAUAUUUGCAUUUUUUUUUUUGUAGAGUAGAAUAUUCAAGCAUAGUUUCUCUUCGUUUCCCCCCUUUCUGCCCUAAUAAUGUACAUGCUUUUGAGAGGCUUUCUUUAGUCCUCAGGUGACUUGGUGUAAAAAUCAUGUGCAGCAGACAUACCAGUUCUAGUAUUUUUUUUUAUAUUUCACACCACCUUAAUGAACUUUCUCUAAUUGUCACCAUUUGCCAGGUAUCCUAAUGCUGUAACUUUACUAAUGCUGACAUUGCCCUUUUAACCUCACCGUGAACAUGUACCUCCUGUCGAUUGAUCUAGUAACGGUAAUUGGGUCUGUGAGGUUCUGUAACCUAGUGCUAACAAUGUUCCAUACAUCCCAGACGCUGGCAAGAACACAAGUGAACUACAACCUUUCAACUACUAGAACAAAAUAUAAACGGAGUUUGCAAGAUUGUGAAGUUUUUACAUUGAUCUUUUUGGUAAUGCGAUUUAGCAGUAUGUUUUGCAUGUAUGACUUAAUAAAUUUCUUGAAUCAC
This is a messenger RNA of Elgaria multicarinata webbii, 2343 nucleotides long. RefSeq names its product Rac family small GTPase 1 (gene RAC1). NCBI's taxonomy places the organism in Eukaryota, Metazoa, Chordata, Lepidosauria, Squamata, Anguidae. Gene Ontology annotation, cellular component: dendritic spine; cytoplasmic vesicle; cytoskeleton. Gene Ontology annotation, biological process: regulation of actin cytoskeleton organization; small GTPase-mediated signal transduction; motor neuron axon guidance. The record is from RefSeq and is a predicted model, not a curated record. The coding region runs from base 265 to 843 and encodes 192 amino acids. The transcript is spliced from 6 exons. Gene Ontology annotation, molecular function: protein kinase binding; GTPase activity; GTP binding.